Messenger RNA from Eublepharis macularius, 323 nucleotides. RefSeq names its product immediate early response 3-interacting protein 1-like. The coding region runs from base 75 to 323 and encodes 82 amino acids. Gene Ontology annotation, cellular component: endoplasmic reticulum membrane; COPII-coated ER to Golgi transport vesicle; Golgi membrane. Gene Ontology annotation, biological process: endoplasmic reticulum to Golgi vesicle-mediated transport. The transcript has a single exon. The record is from RefSeq and is a predicted model, not a curated record. NCBI's taxonomy places the organism in Eukaryota, Metazoa, Chordata, Lepidosauria, Squamata, Eublepharidae.
GAGGCAGCUUUGCCUCCUGAGGGAGGGAAGAGAGUUGGGCCGCGGUGGCGGCGGCCUGACUGGGGACAGUGGCCAUGGCCUUCACUUUGUAUUCGCUGCCACAGGCAGCGCUGCUGGUUGUCAACACCAUCGCGGUGCUGCAUGAAGAGCGUUUCCUCCGUAGGAUUGGCUGGAGGACAGACCAAGGGAUUGGAGGGUUUGGAGAGGACCCAGGAAUUAAAGGACAAUUAAUGAACCUUAUCCGAUCUGUACGAACCGUUAUGAGAGUGCCAUUGAUUGGGGUGAACACCAUUACAAUUGUCUUGCUUUUGUUGUUUGGUUGA